GCAGCCUGCAGAGUUAGCAAACAUGAGGCAACAGAGGGGGACAUGAGACACUCUUCAGUUAAAGGAACUAAUCGAGGAUUAAACAGAUGCAGUUUGUAGGAAUAACAGAAACUAAUAGGAUCUACAACAGGUAAGGUACCACAUCGUGGGAGAACCAGAAAUUCUUCAAGCUGUCAGCAAGUCUAUAUGUUUCAGUGGUUCAGAGGGAAAGUUGGGACCGCUACCUCCAGGCCUUGCGCCUUUUCCUUUUUUAAAGAUACUUACACCACCAGGACACCAUGACAGAGUGGACUUUACUCAAACGUCUUCUUGAUGCUGUCCACCAUCACUCCACCAUGAUCGGACGCCUGUGGCUCACUGUCAUGGUCAUCUUCAGGUUGCUCAUUGUUGCUGUUGCUACAGAGGACCUCUACACGGAUGAGCAGGAGAUGUUUGUGUGCAACACACUACAACCGGGAUGUUCAACAGUGUGCUAUGACACAUUUGCUCCCAUCUCACAGCCUCGGUUCUGGGUGUUCCACAUAAUCAGUGUCUCCACUCCCUCCCUUUGUUUCAUCAUUUACACGUGGCACAACCUGUCCAAGCAGUCCCAGAACAGCUCUCAGAAGCUGGGGAAAGGACAGAGGCAUGGACGCCCUGCUGGAGAGCAAGCAGAAGGAAAGGAGGACUUUGACUGCAGCUGUGACUCCGACAGUUGCUCAAUCCAAUCCCAUAAGCAUCUAGGUCACAGCCUAGCAGAUGUGUUGAAGGACCUCGUUCCCCCAAACCUACAGAAGAAAGACCUCGUCAACAUAGUGCCCUUAAAGCAGGCCCAAGCAGGCUCCUACAAAGAGGGCUCUGUUUUGGUUCAAGUGGCCUCUUGUGGAGUUCUGUCCAAAUGUUACAUUUUCCAUGUGUGUAUACGGACCAUCUUGGAAAUUGGCUUUGUCCUGGCCCAGUGGAAGCUGUAUGGCUUUCAGGUACCAGUCCAAUUUAUUUGCACUUCUUCCCCUUGCAGUCAGCCAGUGGACUGCUACGUGUCCAGGCCCACUGAGAAGACCAUCUUCCUCCUCUUCAUGUUCUGUGUCGGAGUUUUCUGCAUUGUGCUCAACUUCCUUGAACUAAAUCAUCUGGGCUGGAAGAAGAUUCGCCAAUCAUUAAAGCUAAGGGAGAACAAGUCCUGUAGCAGCUGUCCAGGUAUCCAGAGUGGAUACAAACCUUUUCCUCUAGACAGCCCAUCUCUAACACCUUCUUUUGGCUUCAGAGAAGUGGCCAGCAGCAGCUCUCUCCCUACUGUGGAGUGUGUGGAGGGUCAGCAGCCUGAAUGGAGAUGUGCUCUGAACUUUAAGGAUGUGGAAGUGGAAGUCAGACCAGGACAAGCAAAGAAAACUAACUCACAGAGAGCAGAAAGGAGCAAGAGGGAGAGUGGAAUGUGCAAGCAGAGGAAUGCUGAGGUCUGGAUAUAGACUAACUACAAUCAAACAUGUUGCUGCCGUUCUUCAGGAUGAAAAUGGGAAAAGAUGGAACAUCAGAAAGCUUAUUUAAAUAAGUUAAACAAAAAAUCAUUUAGAUCUUACUUAAUGCUUUCCUAAUUUUAUGACAUUCUAAUGAUGUCUAAUGGCUGGGAAUGAGUAAAGCUGACAUGGUCAGUUUUAGGUCCCUUCACCAACAUUGUUAUACAUCCACUUUCUCUGGCAUUUUUGGACCGAGGGCUUUUUAAGCCUUUGUGCUUCUACCCUAAUCAGCCUGCAGUUUAUGUAGGCGGAGGGACUGAUAAAAUCUUAAGCAUGUGCUCCUUAUAGCUUAAUUUCAGAUAAGUUUGGGAUCAUAUAUUUGUUUUUUUUUAUUUUCAGCUCUGUUUAUAUAAGAAGAUUUACGUCUCUUAUUAUUGUGAUUAGUUCAGUUGUGUUAAAUGUUUUUCUGUUUGUUUUUUUGUUUAGAAACAUUGUAUUUCUAGCAGUAUUAAAGUUGAUUUAGUAUUUAAAAAAAACUCACUGAGAUAUAGCACCAAGUAUUUUAGAGACAGAAACUUUAGAAUCUUUACUUAUCUGUAGGAAAAAAAAGUUUUUCAGUAAAGCAUUGUAGGUUAACAGUUUAGAGCAGUUGGACCAAGGUAAAAAAAAUAA
Cyprinodon tularosa is the source of this 2105-nucleotide messenger RNA. It is a transcript of the gene gjd6, whose product is annotated as gap junction protein delta 6. The record is from RefSeq and is a predicted model, not a curated record. Bases 279 to 1445 code for a protein of 388 amino acids. Gene Ontology annotation, biological process: cell communication. The transcript has a single exon. NCBI's taxonomy places the organism in Eukaryota, Metazoa, Chordata, Actinopteri, Cyprinodontiformes, Cyprinodontidae. Gene Ontology annotation, cellular component: connexin complex.